Messenger RNA from Gossypium raimondii (Peruvian cotton), 942 nucleotides. RefSeq lists its product as uncharacterized. The coding region runs from base 125 to 778 and encodes 217 amino acids. The record is from RefSeq and is a predicted model, not a curated record. The transcript has 2 exons. Lineage: Eukaryota; Viridiplantae; Streptophyta; Magnoliopsida; Malvales; Malvaceae.
CCUCACCUCAUAUAUAUGACAUCAAUGGCAUUGGUAAUAACCUCAACCAAAGGUAUAGUUUUACUCACCAAAGACCAAACAUACUUUCAAGCAAACAGAAGAAUAAAACCCAAGUAAGGGCAAAAUGGCUUGUUGUUGGUCUGCUGAGAAUGCCACUAAAGCUUAUCUCCGAGCCUUGAAAAUGAGAAGAAGAGGCAAAGGCAAAGAACCAGACGUAGCUGAGUUCAUAUCCGCCAUUGCGGCCGGAAACAACGCACAGCUCAUGGUGAUAACAUGCGCUAACGUCGCCGGAUCCACCGCGCUAGCCUUGGUCGCGGCGGCUCAUCAAACGGGCGGCCGAGUGGUGUGCAUCUUAACUAGUCUCCACCAUUAUGAUGCAUCCGUAAGUGCAGUUGGAAACUAUGGAGAUUGUAUAGAUUUCGUCAUUGGCGAUGCCGAGAAGCUUCUAAAUGAGUACAGAAAUGCAGAUUUUGUGCUUAUUGACUGUAAUAUCAGCGAUCACAAGACGGUAUUGAAAACAGCACAAGAGGGUGCAAAGCGUGGAGGAGGAGGUACCCUCAUUGUAGGGUACAAUGCCCCUCAUAAUAAGGAACUUGUAGGUUGCAGCGGUGCUGAUGGAUUUAAGACCUACUAUCUUCCCAUUGGAGAAGGCCUGCUGGUGAUUAGAAAAGGGAAGCCCAACGAGGCAAGAAAAAGUAGCCGUUGGGUUGUUAAAAUAGAUAAAUGGACCGGUGAGGAGCAUGUUUUUAGGAUCACCUCACCACAAAUCAAAACUUAAGACCGAGGUUUUGCUUUUAAGAACCCGAACUCGAGUUUAGUUCAAUUAGUUUGUACAUAUUUGUUCUCUCUUCGUUUGUUUUACUGUUCAUGUUAAUCAUGUUUAAACGAUAUGAUUUUAACAAUAAUUAUUUAUAAAAGCAAACUCAAUCCGUUGUAUUUUAA